GGUUCCUGGCAGCCUUUCGACAACCCGGAGCCGCAGUCAAGUCCGGAAUUCGCUCCGGGAACGUCGGCUUGGACCCGGAUUUGUGUCGGGCAUGCACACGAUCGCCACUGAUCGAACCGGAACGAGCUUUUAGCGCUUAAUUGGUGUACACGUGACGGGCACGUGAUCAUGACCUUGAGUGCAGUGAUUUCGGUUGUGUGGUAACACUGACAUUGCUGCCAAACGACCAUUCUUGCCCGAGGGAGAAAAAGCGACUCGAUGGAGCUUCACCUCUAAAAAAUUAUGGAGGAUUUCUCGAUAAGAAUGUGGCUUUGGGUGGGAUCGGCCCUUUUCCUGCUAGGACUCCUGCAGGAGGCCACGCCGGGACCCGCCUGCAGGAUCAGCGAGUUUCCGUGCCGGAACGGCAGGUGCGUCAAACUCAACGCCUACUGCGAUGGAGGCGACGAUUGCGGAGACCUCUCUGAUGAGCCUCUUUACUGCACAGUGUGCAACCGGACUUACUACGGGGACGUCGGUAAAACAUACGACCUGCGCGUCAUUAAGUCCUCGGAGACGAGGCUGCCCUUCCUUUGCCAUCUCACGUUCACCGCCAACGGCCAGAGCCACGGAGAUAUAGUCCAGCUAAUCUUCGACGAAUUCAAGGUGGGGCGUUACGAGGCCUCCGCCCUGGACGGCUGCCCCGACGGUUACAUGCAGCUAAGCGAACUGGGCCGUCCCUUCACGGGCGGUUCCUGGUGCGGCACCUCCUCCGGCCCCGCCGCCUACUACAGCGAAACAUCCACCGUAACCGUCACCGUUAAACUGUUCGGUUCCCCGCAGAUCCCGUUCAAGUUCCAGCUCCGUUACCGUUUCGUGUCCCGUCGCGAAGCCGUCGUCCGGUUCGGUUCGCCGGCAGCCCCCCUCGAGCGGGGGCAAGUCGCCCCUGGCACCUACUGCACCCGGCAAUUCGAAGAGUGUUACCGUAAACCAUGCCGCCUCCAAUCCCCCAACUACCCUGGCAUGUACCCCCGGAACGUCUCCUGCUACUGGAGUUUGAGGCAAAAGUUUGUCCCGACAUGCAAACACGCAAUGAUCGCGGUACGUCAAGAAGCCGCCCAUAAAAUGCACAUGAAACGCUCAAUCAACGUGGCUGGGCUUAACAAAACGGCAAGGGCUUUAAGGGCGUGGCGGGACUGUACGGGGGAACGCGACCACUUGAUUUUUUACGAUGGGGGGUCGACGAAUGACCCGGUUUUGGCCAAGUACUGUGGAGGGGAUUGGUUACCGAAGGUGGUGUCACGUGGCCCGGAAAUGCUGGUUGCGUUUCACUCCUCCCCUUUUAGCAUCCCACUACACUCCCCUCCAUCGCAUUCCCCCCUCCGUGGGUUUGAACUUGACGUGGAUGUGAUUUUUGCCGAUUCGGAUUCACUCGAUUAUUCUCGGCAAAGCCGAUGUGAGUUUGACGUAAACGCGACGAGUCCCGACAGUGACGAAAUCUGGACGGGGCGUGGCCGAAAGGGACGUAUUGUGAGUCCCCGACACUCCCUCCCACCCAAUACAACAUGCACUUACAAAUUCCAAGGCUAUCCCCAUGAUUUAGUCUGGAUUAGUUUCGUUUCGUACAGUCAGAGAGCGCUACUAGUUGGGGAAAGUGCGCACGCGUUACUUAGCAACAGUAGUUUGGGUGGGGGAUGCUCGACACGCCUCCGGAUUUGGGACGGGGCUCUCCUAUUGGAGGAUAAAUGUGACGAACCGCCCCGUUUGUGUGACCACAGCGCGUUAACCAAUGCCACGCGAGUCACACGUCCCUGUACGCUGGAGGAGAGUUACUUAUCGACGGGGCGGAGUCUUGUUUUGCAACACCAUACUGAGGAUGGCACCGCCCUCCACCCCGCCUCGUUCCGCCUCAAAUACGAAUUUAUCGAUACUAGACUGGGGGGAGACCCUUGGCCGGGGAAAGAACAGGAGACUUGUCACCGCAUUUUCCGCAAAAAUCACUUGGGAGAGCUGACCGGACCCCGCAAUGUGUUUUUGUACGGCAGAGGCGGGGCUAAGGACCUACAUUGUGUUUACCGCUUUGAGGCGGAUCCGGGCGAACGCGUCCGUUUGAUCGUAAAUAACGCGAGUUUCGGGUUAGUACCAAAUUGUGAAACAGUGAUGGACCCUCAUAGUGGGCGUCCGGUGUGCGAACACUACUCCAGUAGUCACGUGACCGAACUAAGCGUGUGGGAACUACCCUGGAAAGACGUCCGCAUGCCUCGCGGGUGUCUUUGUGAUAACUCGUCCUUGAGUAGCAAACCACUAGUGUUCUUAUCAGCGUCGAAAACUCUCGAAUUGCAUUUCACUGCCAAAGACAUGAACAUAACCGACGAUUUCACCGUUUUGCACUUCCACGCGACCUUCGAAGUGGUCAAAAUGCCCGACUGUCCCCGCAAACAACGCGUCCGCGGAUAUGGAGGCGACGUCCAAUUCAACACGCCCCCAAUCGACCGCAACGAGAUGCUCUGCGUGGGGAUGCCGUGGUUGAUUGAAGCGCGCCACAACCGUUCCUUGUUUCUCUUAAGUUGGGGGGCGUUCCUCCCGCUCAAGCCCCGCCUCGAGGAACCCACCCGCUGUCCCACCUCCAACCGCGUAUUGGUCUACUCCGGCCGGCCCCCGAAACUCGUUCGUGCGGUUUGUCCAGCUGAGCCUGGGGCCCGCCCACUGGCCGUCCACGUGUUCAGUGAGGAGUGGUGGGGCGAGGGUCUGGCCACUAUCCACCAGCGUCCCCCUAACUUCAUGGUCGAGUGGGUGGGGUCUGAGCCGGGAAUCUCGGCCUUUAGUUGGUUGGAGAUUUCGCGGUCGAGGUCAUCGCUGUUGCAGCAGCUCCAGGUCCCGGUGAACGUCUCCGCCAAUGAGACCGACUUCGAAUGCCCGCACAAGUGCCCCGAGCUGGAUGCCUGCAUCAGUGCUAGUUUGUGGUGUGAUGGGAAGGAUCAUUGUCCUUCGGGGUGGGAUGAGUCGGAGGCGCAGUGUGGGGUGGGGAGUAAGUUGUUGACGACGUUGCCGGGGGCGGCGCUGGCGGCGGCCGCCGCUGUCAUUUCCUCCGUUGCGCUUUUGGUCUGUCUGACCUUGCACAGGUUGCGGGCUAGACGCAGGAGGAGAUUAGCCAAGAAGAAGCUUCUCACUGGACCCAGGCUGCUGGAUAACAGCCUGAACUCUUGACACAAGGCGCCGCCCGUCGAGUACAUCCACGUCGAUCGGGAAACGACCGUAUGAGGUCGACUCUUUGUCGGUUCGUCCGUCCCUAUGCUCACUUAUUAUCUACCGGUGCCUUUCAGUGAUUCCAAGAGGGGGAGUGGCGGCUUCGAGAGCGAUUAGACCUCAAAAUAUGCCGACGGGCACAAAGCGAACGCGUUUCAAUCAAACCAAACGAUUGUAUCUUUUUCAGCAAGCUCGGAGAGCGAUUAAACCGUUAUUCAUUUUAAAUCCACGCCUUUUGAUAUAUUGUAAUAGUGUUUUUAAAAAUACCGUUACCAAAUUUCGUUACGGUCGAGGCUAAUUGAUUUGUUUAUUUAUUUUUUUUUAAUAAAAUUGCGACGCUGCGCUCACUCGUUUUGGCAAACAUUACGCUUGUUAAACAAGGUCGGUGUUUUCAUAGCAGAGUUCGUAAAUAACUCUUAAACAAGCUCUCUUGUCUUAAAAACGUCGAUUAAGUUAAAAAAUUCUGUCCCGAUUAACAAUGAGGGAAAAUAUUUCCACUCCGUGAAAGAAGGAUCAUUUCCCGUGUCAAAGCUUUGUGUUCAAAGCCCCAGCGCAGCCUUUGUGCCCCACUUCGAAGCCUUCGCCACCCCCCAGUGAGUGAAUGCAGACAAGACAAUCGAAUAAACCCUCAAACAGGUCGUUCUUAUAAAAUCUCGUGCCAAAAUCUGUGUGUCCUAGUGCGAGACUAGUGUUCCAAUUAAAAAACUAGUUCCGAAUUAGUUGACUCGAGCCGUUUUUACCAAGGGUGUGAUUUCUUGUGAUAAAUUUUUCGAAUGGUUGGAGUUUUCAUGGAAGAUUCAGUGUGAUUAUUUGGUUAAUUUUUUCAAGAGGUGUAAAUUAAUUUUGAACAAAUUUCGCGUGCGAGCGAGACGGGACGAUUGCUUGAAUAUGCAGUAGGCGCGGGAUGAAAUAAUUUACAUUCAUGGCAAACCCUGAUGUGAUCUACACCACAACACGAAUUUUUCCCCGUCUCGUGAUGAUAAAAAAAACAGAACGCAAACUUAUGAUAGACCGGGACUGCGCUCCUGCAUUAUUAAAAUUUUAAACAGCGUUGCUAGCGCAAUAAAUACUUUCCUAAUUACCGAGGAAAUUCCUCGAACAAAACGACUCCACUUAAUUAACAUCGCCCUUAAAAAUAUUUUCUUUGCGAAAUUUAUCGCUUGCUUCAAUAUGGCGGCCAUUACUCAUCCCGUAUCGCGGCAGGCUUUGCCCCGCCAUAAAUACUUGAUAACAGUGAAAAGUAGAGAGUUGUAACGUUGUUACUUUGUCACUGGACCGUACUUUUAAGCCGGUGAAAAAUUCCGGUUAUCAAGUAUGGGAUUUUCCUGGCGCCACUACCAAAAUAGAUCGCCUAGAAAAAUAUUUCUUUUUUCAUUUCUCAAGUCGAGUAAAACAUUCACAAAUUUGUGACCUAAGUAAUUGCAAGUUUUCAAUCGAUGGGCGAAUUACGCGGCGCUGACUUGGUUAAGUUCUGUCAAAAGUGUUGUGGUUUGCUUAACUUUGUAAUGAAAUUAGUAUUUUUCGCAUCUCUCCCUCCAAACUUGAAUCAAACUUCUGAUUUUAAAGUGAAAUUAAAUUCCAGUGGGAAAUUAUUUUAAAACCAUUAAAACGGAAUAUUUUAACCGUAUUUGAUGUUUACGUACAUUUAGAUUUACGUCUCGGUUGGCUCUAAACUCCAAAGUUUUCCGAUAAUUACUCCUCCACUAGCAGAGUCGUCUAGUUUUCGACAGCUGUCGCUUUUUCGCUCUAGUGGAGUAAACAUUUUUGCCUUUGCAUUGCGAUAAAUAUCGCGUAUUUUCGUCGUCAUCGCUCCAAUUACGCCCAAAACUAAGCGCGAGUGAUUGAUAGAGCAGUCUGUUCCGAACAUUGCGAAUUGUUAACUCAAUCGUCUGCGAAACGUCAGACAAGCAAAAAUUUAUUCUGUUUACACUUGUUUUGUUAUAAUUACGAAGAGAAUUUUUCACGCUCGAACGGCCAGCGCUUUAUUCAAUUUGGACGAACGUAAAAUUAUCGAGAAUUUUGUGUUAUGCCCUCGUAAAAAAUAAGAUCGAGGCGAUUUGGCAAAACCGUUUCAAGGUUUAAUGGAGGCUUUAUCACGAGAUUGGCGUUUUUACGAGCGAUGGUUUCAAAAUUCAUAAGAAAAACGGGGACAAAGUUGGGCCAUGAAGUGGAAAUGCGGACGGGUUUACAAUUUUCCGACAAAAAUGCUUUUAUAAAGCGACUAAUUUUUCUGAUAGUGACAUAAUUGAAUUUUUAAUUUGGAACAGCUGAUGCGUCAGAUAAAAGGCAAAUUUAAUUUAUCUGCACUCGAAAUUAAACAAAUUAAUUUAUUAUUAAUUCAAUGCAGCGGAAACCGGUCCACUGUUUGAUUCUGCCUAAAACGAUCAAAAUAAUAAUUCAAAAAAUUGACCCAGAGGUUAGGAAAAAAUGCAUUUUUGCCAAACCAAGUCCGAGAGUAAUUUAGACAACUGCUGUUUUUGUUGCUGAAAUGGGCCCAAUUGACGUACUUUACACUUAAUUUUUACAAAAAUCUCCGAUUUUCCGAUUUAAGUUUAAAGAACUCAGUUGUUUGUUGUGAAAUUGAGAUGAUUUUCUGGUUAGUUAGCUUUUGAGUUAUGAAUUCAUUAAUAAAUAACCCGGCGCAUCCACCAUUUUUAGUUGACAAAUUUUUUUUAAAUAAAUAAGAAAGUAUUGGAAAAGAGCUGGUAUUCUAUAUAAAAUGAGACGCAGAAUUUACCGAAAUAAACAGUUUAACUGUACGACUAUUACUUUUUGAGUCAUAAAUUGUAAUUAAAAAAAAUUUUGCCUGGCGCAUCCACCAUUUCCAAGCAAACCUAAUUUUUUAAAUAUGUUCUCGAGUAAGCUAGUGUUGUAAAAUAGCUGGUAUAAUAUGCAGAAUGAGCCGUAGAAUUCAGUGGAAUAAACUGUUGUGCUCUACGACUUUUUGUUUUUGAGUUAUAAAUUUUUUAAAUAAAUUACCCGGCGCAUCCACCAUUUUUCAAGCUAACAUAAUUUUAUUAAAUAUGUUCUCGGGUAAGCUAGUGUUGUAAAAUAGCUGAUGUAAUAUGCAGAAUGAGCCGUAGAAUUCACUGGAAUAAACUGUUGUGCUCUACAACUCUUUGUUUUUGAGUUAUAAAUUUUUUAAAUAAAUUACCCGGCGCAUCCACCAUUUUUCAAGCUAACAUAAUUUUAUUAAACAUGUUCUCGAGUAAGCUAGUGUUGUAAAAUCGCUGGUAUAAUAUGCAGAAUGAGUCGUAGAAUUCAGUGGAAUAAACUGUUGUGCUCUACGACUUUUUGUUUUUGAGUUAUAAAUUUUUUAAUAAAUUACCCGGCGCAUCCACCAUUUUUCAAGCCAACAUAAUUUUAUUAAAUAUGUUCUCGGGUAAGCUAGUGUUGUAAAAUCGCUGGUAUAAUAUGCAGAAUGAGCCGUAGAAUUCAGUGAAAUAAACUGUUGUGCUCUACGACUUUUUGUUUUUGAGUUAUAAAUUUUUUAAUAAAUUAUAUAUAUUAUAUAUAUAUAUUAUAUAUAUAUUAUUUAUUAAAUUAUGUUUUUGAGUGUUCAAAAAUCUAAAAUCUUAGGAUUUGAAAACACAAAAUUCGCCAAAAUUUGCCAAAAACGCCUAUUCUUCCCACUCCACACAAAAUUCUAGUGCAGAGAAAUUAAUUUCUCCCAAUAAAUAGUCCGUUUGAGGGAGUUUUGUCGGUCGCAAAAACCUUAAAAGCGUCUCCUCCGUCUUGUCAAGUCUUAAAACCGCUCGGCCUUUAAUUUAUGUCCUUUAGCCAUUAGCUGUCCACCCUAAGACAAGCACAAAGUCGAUCGCACCCCAAUUAAAAAUUCCGCUUCCCUGAAAAAACUCAUCCUCUGUUCGUUUAAUUUAUUAUUAAUUGGAGCAAACAGCUUCGGAACGCUUACAGGAGCAAAUAUUAACAAAUGUAAUUAAGUUGCUCAGCGGCCAGUCCUCCACAAUAAGAUAACCUAUUAACAAUAAAGCAAAUAUUAACAUCGUAUACAUGACCCAACUAUGUAAUUUCGCAUUAACAUAUGAAUAAUCUGUAUGUGUUGUAAUUAGAGUGCUAUCUGACUCGGGGCGCAUUUAACCUAAUUGCAUGCUAAAUUUAUAGACACACAUUGGAAUUUUCCAUGAAAACUUGGGGAAAACUUCGAGCCAUAUGUAGUUAUGAUUGUGAAUAGACGAUUUAAAAUUGUUAACGUUGUAAAUACGAUCCGGGGAAGAACCGACGGUUUCACGCCAGAGGGCGCUAAAUCGGAUCAUCCCCGCAUUAGCGUAUAUAGUUAUUAUAACGAGAUUUCGGUAAUGGCGGACUUAAGUCGGGAUUACAGAGCACUGUAACCGCAACAUGGCGUCGCACACAACUGCCAUUUUUAUUCAGACGCGCUGUACAUAAAUAACUAUGAUAAUCAAGUAGGAUGAACAAAUAAAUAAGAGUUGUAUGUAGAUAGUACUGCACUUUAUAUUGUAAGCAAUCACCAAAUAAAUAAAUUAUUACUAAAC
Tribolium castaneum (red flour beetle) is the source of this 7736-nucleotide messenger RNA. RefSeq lists its product as uncharacterized. Gene Ontology annotation, cellular component: plasma membrane. The coding region runs from base 283 to 3183 and encodes 966 amino acids. Gene Ontology annotation, molecular function: protein binding. The record is from RefSeq and is a predicted model, not a curated record. NCBI's taxonomy places the organism in Eukaryota, Metazoa, Arthropoda, Insecta, Coleoptera, Tenebrionidae. The transcript has 6 exons.